ACUACUUCCGCUAACGUCGGUCUGGUGCUGCCCCGCUGGCGGCGGGGGCGGAGGCAAUCGUUCCCGUGGCAACGCCACUUCCGCCGACGAUGUCGGAGCCUCCGCGAGGUGUGGCGAAGGCCACCCGCCGCCGCCGCCAUCCCGCGGGGGAGGAGCGGCGGGACGGGCCCAGUAACGUUUGUAGCCGGCCUCGGCACGGGCUGAAGACGCCACCGGGCCGGACUCGGGCUCGGAGCGAAGGCUCGGCAGAGAACACAACUUCCACGGCCAAGGAGUUUUCAGAAGACAGCAGCUUUUUGCCAAAAGCUAGUAACAGCAAGCUGCACCAGACCAUGCCAACAGAUGCCUCUCCUGACUCUAAGUGUCCCAUUUGCUUGGACAGAUUUGACAAUGUUGCCUAUCUAGAUCGUUGCUUGCACAGAUUCUGCUUCCGCUGUGUCCAGGAAUGGUCAAAAAACAAAGCAGAGUGUCCACUCUGCAAACAGCCCUUCUUUUCGAUUUUCCAUACAGUUCGUGCUGAAGAUGAUUUUAAGGAAUACAUACUCAGACCUUCAGAAAACGGUUCUUUUGCCAGCCCCGAUGGCCGGAGGUUUCGUUACCGUACCACCUUAACGAGGGAACGCCGCACUUCCUCUUACCAUCGAGGCAGUUCCUCUUCUCGAAGGACGCUGUCCCCUCCGGAUAAUGGGAUUUUGUUCGAAGGGUUGUCAAGCCAACCUGUGCGGCAGAGAGAUGGAGAGAUUCAGCAGAUGAUAAGGAGGCUGGCCUCACGUAGGCAGGCUAGUGCAGAGGGCAGAUCUCUGCGGCAGAUCCAGGAGGAGGACAUGAUAAACUUCCGCAGAGCCCUGUACCGCACUGGUGUGCGUGUUCGUAGCAUUCAGGACGGUGGCCGCUAUCGAGACAUUUCUGCAGAGUUCUUCCGCCACAACCCUGCUUGCCUUCACAGGUUGGUUCCCUGGCUGAAGCGAGAGCUUACAGUCUUAUUUGGUGCCCAUGGUUCUUUAGUUAAUAUCGUGCAACAUAUCAUCAUGAGUAAUGUGACCAGGUAUGACCUGGAAAGCCAGGCUUUUGCUGAUGAUUUAAAGCCAUUUUUACUGAAUCGGACUGAACACUUCCUACAUGAAUUCAUCAGUUUUGCCCGAUGUCCUUUUAACUUAGAGGCAUAUGAUCAGCAUGCCAAUUAUGAUUGUCCUGCACCAUCAUAUGAUGAAGGAAGCCGCUCAGGUUCAUCAAUUAUUACUAUCUCUCCAGAUGAGGCAGAUCCGCAAGGGCCAGAACACAGUUCAUCCGUGUCUGGGGUUGGUCAGGCCCCUUGGGAUGAUGAAACUCCAGGGCCUUCGUAUUCCAUUUCAGAAGAGGUUCGUGCCACUGUAGCUUCUCCUCUGGAGAUGUCGGAAAGUUCAGAUGAGGACUCUGCUAGGAAAAGAACCACACUGCAUCCUCAGUUACAGGCCAGCGUUGACUCCAAUGAGAGUGACUCUUCAUCAGACAAUUGUGUUAUCGUUGGGUAUGUUAAGCCAUUAGCUGAGAGGACACCAGAACUGGUUGAGCUGUCUUCAGACUCUGAGGAGUCUAUCAGGGAGGAGAAGAGGGAAGAUGUGAAGAAAGAGCAGUCAAUCCAGGGUCACAGCUGGAGUGACAGUGAACCGAGCAGGGCUUCAUCACCUCACUCCCCCCUGUACAAGGAGCAUGUGAGUAGUUGUAGGAGCUCCUUAUCCUCUGCAGUCGAGAAGACAGAGUCAAAGGCUGAUGAGAAGAACAAAGAUAAAGAUCUUUCUCCACACAACUCAGUCUGGAGCCCAUUUCCAGAGACAGACACCAUUUGUUCUCCCUAUAGAAAGAAUAAAAGUAAAGUAAAAAAUCUAUCUCCACUGGACUCAGUCAGAAGCCUGUCUCCAGAGACAGACACCAUUUGCUCUCCUUAUAGUAAGAAUAAAGGUAAAGUAAAAGAUCUGUCUCCGCUGGACUCAGUCAGGAGCCUGUCUCCAGAAAUGGACACUGUUUGUUCUCCUUACAGUCACAGAUUGUCCAGAAAGAGAAAGACCAGGAGUCCUCAGACUUAUUCACAGAACAGUCGUGACAGUCAUGGCCAUCGGUCUAGGAGGGAGCAUCCUAGUAAAUGCCAGUCUAAAAAGAGACGUUCAAGAAGCAGAGAUGGUAGCGAACAUAGGAGCAAAAGAAGCAGGAGGAGGUCAAGAACUUGUGACACGAGCCUCUCCCUGAAAAGCCAGAGGGGCUCCCUUAGUCAUGAGAGCACUACAUCCAGAGAGGUAAGCAGGUCACGAUCACGUAGCAAAGGUCAUGGCAAAAGGAGGUCAAGGAGCAGGGACAGUGAUUAUUACUACAGAAGAGACAAUUAUCAAAGUAGAUACCAGUGGGGUUAUGCUUUUUAUAGUCGAAAGACAGUCGGAGAUGGCUCCUCCUGCAGGAGGAGGACUCAAUCUAAAGCUCACUAUUCAAGGCAAUCCACGAGUCCAGAAUUCAGGAUACAGUCUUUUACUGAAAGGACAGACCCGCGUAGCCAGAGAGGACUGCAUGAGAGACAUUACUACUAUUACGAACGAUGCAGAUCAAGGAGUCGAUCAAGCACCAGGUCAAGGACCCCUUCUGGAGGGACAGACAGAUUGAAAAGUGAGAAGCCUGGUGGAAAGAGGAAGUACAAAACUCGACACUUGGAGAAUGCAGUGAAAGAGAGCACCAGUCUGGAGAGAGAAAAGGACCCCAAGAAGACUUUCUCAAAGUUCCGUGACUGCUGCAAAAACGAAGACAGCCUUUCAGACAAUCGAGCAGGUAGUGAGACAAAACAUAAGAAAAAGAAGAAAAGGAUGAGAAGUCCAAGUGUGGAGAUAGUUUAUGAAGGCAAAGUGACAGACACAAUGAAACACGCUAAAAAGAAAAAGAAGAAACAUAAGAAGAAACAUCGAAAACAUCACAUGAGUAACUCAACACAUUCUUCUCCAUUGGUUAUUACAAUUGACAGUGAUAGCAGCAAGGAGCCAGAAAGUACUGAAUGUGAUAGCAGUGUUACUUGGACAGGCACAACUCAGUUGAAUGAGAGGGAAUGUGAGUCUCCAUCUUCUUUCCUGGGGAUUACAGGAUGUGAAGACGUCUACAAAGUGAGUAAGGAAACUACAGGAGUAGUGAAAAAAUAUAGUAUUCCUGCCAGGGGAAGGGAUUUAGAUGGUGACAUUAGAAAUGCUGGAGCUGAGCUUCUGGAAGCAACAGAAAGAGCUGAUCAAAGUCUUGACUUAAUUGAUAUAGCAAGCAGUAACACAGAAGCUGUAGUUAGUCACAGUCAAGAAGCACAAGCAGUGCCCUCCAGUCAACUGUCUUCCCCCAGGACUUCCUUACUAGGGCAUCCAGAGAGACCACCGCUGAUACUAAGACUGCCAAAGAGACUUGUCAACAGAUCUUGUUGGUUUGAGUCCCUUGAAAAAAACAUGUAGCAUAUUUUAUGCUGAACAAUCCUUAAAAUUGUGAAUUUGUUUCUAAUUAUGUUUUUCUCCUAUAAGAACAAAGCACCAGGUGUUUUUCUGUGUGUGUGUGUGUGUGUGUGUGUGUGUGCGCGUGUUAAAGUGUUUGGGAAAUGUUUAAACCCAUUGAAUGUUUAUGCACUUUUACGUCAAGUAAGUAUAGGAGUAUAGGAGCUUGAUGAUCUUUAAGGUCCCUUUGGAAAUUACAAUUUUGUAAAGCCAUUCUGUAUGUAAAAUACAUCCACAGAGAACUUGAAAGCUGUGUUUUAAAAAAAAAAAUCAUAAACCAAAAGACAGUGAAUACACUUUAUGGGGAUUGCUCUUGUUACAGAGGAAAGUUGCUUAGUUCAUAAAAAAUGAUUCAGGCUAAAUUGUACUGUCAUUUUGAUGUGUGUUUUAAGUUGAUCUCUGCAGAAAAGCAGUAUGCUAUUUCUGCAUACAUAUUGAACAGCACUUCCAGUAACAUGAGUUGAGUUAUGUCAAAAUCUUAAUAAAGCAAUAAGAGUUUUUGUUUAAAAAAUGAAUGUAAAUCUAUUUGUGCUGUCAUGGGUACUCCAGGCUGGAAGAUUAUCAGGUUCCAACUCACUGAAAGUAGGAACACUUUUGAUUGGAUUCUUCAGGAUCUGUCUAGUUUUGUUCAACAGCUUCUCUGUGCUACCUCUUCUAAUAUCAGACUAGUCCCAUGGGAUUUCUUUUCUCCAUGCAGUCUUUUUGUGUUUCUAUGUCUGCUACCUCACAUCCUACUGCUGCGCAACACUAGCAGCACCUGUUUCCCGUGUGCCUUACCACUGGAUGCUGGGAGAUAUCAGUCUUUGGCAGCUCCUCUGAGGCUCACUGCUUUCAGCCUGUCCCCAGCUCGCCCCUCCUGGCCAUUGUGUGUACAAGGCACAGGGCUGAGCAGGAUCAGGGUCUCUGGGUCUGGGCACAGCACAUGUUCCCUGUGCCAAUCCAGGAAGCUGCCUUCCUGUGUGGUGGGUUUGGCUGUGGCUGGCUUCCAGAUGCCCGUACAGCCACUCACAUCCCGCCCUUGACAGGACAUAGGGAGAAAACAGGAUGGAAAAGCUAACUGUAGAGAUCGACACAGGGAGAUCACUUGUGAUUACUGUCAUGGCCAAACUGAGCUCAGGGAAGAUUAAUUUAGUUUACUUUCAGUUAAAAAGAGUGUAGGAUAGUGAGAAACAAAAAUGUAAAGUCACUUUCUCCUCCUACUCUUUCUUCAUAGGCACAGCUUCAUUCUUGAUGCUUCUGCUUCUUCCUGAGCAGCACAAGUGGUGGUGGUGGGGUAGCUGCAGUCAGUCUGUAAUCAUUUUUGUCUCUGUCGCUGCUUCCUUGCCACUCUUUCUCUGCUCCCACAUGGAUCCUUCCCACAGUGUACAGUGCUUCAGGAAUGGAAUCACAGAACCACAGAACUGUAGAGUCUGGAAGGGACCUCUGGAGAUCUACUCCAACCCCCUGCAAGGCACGUUCCCUACAGUAGGUUGCAUAGGAAAGCAUCCAGGUGGGUUUUGAGUAUCUCAAGAGAAGGAGACUCCACAACUCCUCUGGGCAACCUGUUCCGGUGCUCUGUUGCCCUCCAAGUAAAUAAGGUUUUCUGCAUUUGAGAUGGAUCUUAAAAUGCUCCAGUUUGUGCCCGUUGCCCCUUGUUCUGUCACUAGGCUUCACUGAAAAGAGCCUUGGCCCAUCCUCUUGGCUCCCACCCAUUUGGUAUUUAUAAGCAUUGAUAAGAUCCCCCCCAUUUUUCUCCCAGCUGAACAGUUCCGGGCUUCUCAGCCUUUCCUCAUAAGGGUGGUACUGCAGGCCUCUAACCAUUUUUGUGGCCUUCUGCUGGACUCACUACAAGUUCCCUGUCUUUUCUGAAAUAGGGAGACCAGAACUGGACACAAUACUCUACGUUGCCUCCCCAGGGCAGAGUGACGGGGAGGAUCACCUUCCUCACUUUGCUGGCCAUUCUCUUUCAGUGCAUGCCAGGACACCCCUGGCCUUCUUGGCCAUAAGGGCACACUGCUGGCUCAUGGCCAUCCUGUUGUCCACCAGGCCCCACAAAUCCCCAGAGUACCCUUCCAGAUGAGUGUUACACCUCCCCAGGUAUAGCACUUUACACUUGCCCAUGUUGAACCUCAUAAAUUUCCACUUGCCCCAACUCUCCAGCCUGCCCAGGACUUGCUGCAUGGCAGCACAGCCUUCUGGUGUGUCAGCUUUGUAUCAUAAGAAAGCUUGCUGAAGGUGCAUUCUAUUCCUUCAUCCAGGUCAUUGAUGAAGACAUUGAAUAACACUGGACCCAUCACUGACCCCUGGGGAGCACUGCUAGAUCCAGGCCUUCAACCAGAUUCUGUGCCGCUAAUCACAGCACACCAAACUCUGCCAAUUAGCCAGUUCUCAAUCCAUCUUCCUGUCCGCUCAUCUAUCCAAUGCUUCCUCAGCUUACUUACAAGGAUGUUGUGGGAGAGAGUGUCAAAAGCCUUGCUGAAGUCUGGCAUGGGACAGAUCCUUCAGCGCCCACCACUACCAGCUCCUUAUGGUGUACACUCCAUGCACCUUGGCUUGGCAGAUGUGGAUCCCCCAUGCCAGAUGCUAGCUGACUGUGUGUGCAAACAUGGUGACGAGGCCACUGACAGCACGAAGAACUACAGCUUGGUCUCUAAAUCCUGAAGAGUCAUUUUAUGAUGCUACUGAAGACGUGUUGCAGGUCUCCAACAUCUGCAAUGCAUGGAGAUUUUAUUACCAUUCUGGAUUAAUGAGGUGACACCACACCUUUGAAUAUAAAACCUCCUUAGACAGGAAGGUCUGCUGUUCUGCAUUUCAGCAAGGGGAACAUUGUUUUGUUGCUUUCCUGAAGAGAAUCUACUCACAGUUGGCCAGAUACAACAUGAGACUGCCAGUAUCUGAUUUCAGGGAACAUCACUGCCUCACGCGUGGUACACUGUCAGUAUAUCCCAAGUUUUUCCUGUGAUUUUAUUCUGUUUGGUACCUAAGCCUGUUGCAAAAGAAAUAAUAAUAAAGGGCUGGAGCACCUUUCCUACUGUUAUGGUCUUACCUGUCAGGCAGUUAAGCACCGCACAGUUGUUAUCCCAGUGGGACAAGGGAGAGAAUCAGGAAAAAAAAAAUAAACAACAAAGUAGAACUCAUGGGUAGAGAGAAAAGUUUUCUACCAAGACAGAAAAGGAAGAGAAAAAAAAAUAAUAGGAAUGAUAAUUAUGCAUCCUGAACAAGGACUGAGCAUCGCUGAGAGUAAAAUGAAUAUCUUGAGGAAUAUCUGUAUGUCAAGCAGGCCUCUUUGCUAGGCUGCUUACAGGCUCAGUACAUGUUGGUGUAUCGUUUAUCAUCUAUCAUCAUUUGCCACGCUGAGCAUGGGUCCUAGACGUUUCAGCUUCUUGAAGUAGAGGAGAGCACUCUUAGAAGCUGUUUGGGUAGAUGUUUGAUGUCUUAAAGUAACAGAGAGGCAUUCUCUUGAUGAAUGAACAUCCCAGAGACAAGUUUGAACCAAACAGUCCAGAAAAUAAUUGUUUGUGGAAGAGAUUAUUCAAAGUGAUAAAAGUAACAAUAUUUUAAUUUUUCACACUGUGAUGUCAUAUGAUUAAUUUGUGUUUAAUGAUUCAUAUUAGUUUAUCUGAUUAUUUCAGAAAAUCCUAGUGGCUUUUGCCCAGUGGAAAACCACUGAACAUAUAUCUAGUCAUUGUCACUAGAAUUCCUUGUUAUGUAUGUGAUUGUGAUAUCUCUUCCCUUUCCCUUUUUCCUUGUCCCUUUCCCUUUCCCUUUCACUUUAUUCCUUUGCCUUUCCUUUCCCUUCACUUUUCCCUUCCCCUUGUCCUUCCCUUUCCCUUCCAUUUGCCUCUCUUAUCCUGUAAGUACCACAUCUCUAGAAGUAAAAUGCAAGCCUUCCUGGAAAUGACAUUUGGCAAAAAAAAAAAAAAAAAAAAAAAAACCAAAACCACCUGCAGAUCUGAAAUUGUAUUAAGAGGCAUCUUCUGUGGAAAUAGCAUGCAAACAUUAUUCCAGCUGAAAGAGCGGUGCCAUGUUAAAGUAGUUCCUCUUGACAUGUCCUGGUAGAACUGUGUCAUCCAUGAUAAUCACAUUGAUAUUGUGGUAGUUCCUCUGAAUCACUCCAGUGCUACUCUGUAAUUCUGUGCUCUAUUUGCUCCAGGAUGAGAGAGGUUGGAAGGAGUGCUAAGUGUUUGCUUCUGUGCACCUGUGCUACAUUCUGCUCACACACUACCUCCAAAUGGCUAACAAUUCUGGAGCAAACUGACCCAAAAGAGGGGUGAUAAGUGUUUUCAGCUCAUCCGGAUGAGCUGGAUUUUAAGGGGAAAUGCUCCAAAAUGUCUUUUACCAGGUUGUAAAUAAAUGCAUCAUUUAUAAGAUUAUGAAGAAGCUCUAAUUGGUUGCUGAACAAUUCUGAUAUAAAAUUUGGAGACCAAAUCUAUAACUGAAAGGAAAAAUAUUAGUCUGGAGUUUUAUGCAUUUCUCACUAUAAUGCUGAUCAUUAUAGUUAUACAUACUGUAUCUUCAGUACAUCGUUACUAGAAUAAUAUACAAAGCUCCUGAUUCAAAACAUAAUAUAUCCGAUAUUUUAUCUAAAGAUAACAUAUUUGAUUCUUUGAAGCCUCUGUCUAGAGUCAUCAUCAAGAUUCCUGAUUUCAUACAAACAAACAGGAGUUUCUAACAAAUGCAAGAAAAAAAGAUUUGUUUUUUUUUUUCCUUUUAUUUUCAGUUAGCUAAUAGGAGCUAAAAUCUGAUCUCUGAAACUCCAUCAUAAAUAGAAUUUGUGAGGAUAUUUAUGCUGGGAUCAUUAUUUGAUAGCUGAGAUAUCUAGCCUUCAAAUACUCCAGCCUCCAUACCAGAGUAAGUGAUGAGGUCCUACAGACACAUUUCCUAUUAAAACAUUUGAGAGCCCUGUAAAUAGUUCUUGAACAAAGACUGUUAAAACAUCAUUGGUGUGAUGACCCUACAAUUUUCUCCAGUUCCCUGUAAAGGGGAAGUCUUGUGUUAGAACAUGGAAUCCUGAAUAGGUAAAGCAUACUGUUAUAUACAGAUCUGUUUACACACUCAGAUAUUGCAUGUAGCACAUCUGCAAUGUUCACUUUGGCAACCAAGGGUUCUAGACUGCUUGCAAAACCCGUUUUCGCUAGUUUAAAAUGACAGUGGUUUGUUUAAAAAUACAAUGCUCAGCUUGGGAAAGAAGUUCUACUGUGACCAGGAGCUACUGAAAAAUCCUCCAGACUAAUUUUGGAUGCUGAUUACAAAAGUCCAGAGUGAUAAACAUUUGUAUCUUAGAAGUGUUUAAAAUGCUCGAUCGUGUCACGUAGUUGUGGAAGAUGAUUUUCUUUGCUGCAACUCUUUGCAAUCAUGCAUGACUGACUUUGGUGGAAGAAUUAUGAUGAUGUUUUCCUUCUCCCCAAUGUCCUGCUCUUCCAGUAAGAGUGAAAGAUACAGCUCUAUUUGUAAACAGCUGAAGCGUCAUAUCUGCAACGCAUCAUGUAAAGGUAUCAUCACUAUCAAAAUGAUAGGCAACAUCACAGAAAGCGGCUGCUGUAAUUCACAGAGAUGGUGAUCAGGCUCUGAAACUGUUUUAUGAUGGCGUGUUCAUGAGUCCUCUCAACAAUAUGCUACAGCUAUGCUGUGAGUUAUUCUAAGCAGACGUUUUAACAGGACUAAAGUGACACUUCGUAAUUCGAGAUCUGCAAGCCUCGUAUUUAGCACUAUUCAUUCGACCAUUCUUCCAACUUUCCAGCUCCUGUGAUGCAGACUUAUUUGUGGGACACCGCAGAGAGCACAUGCAUGCAGCAGUAUAUUAAGCAGUUACAUUAACACUGCCACACAGAGCUCUGUGGGUGGAACAGCACCGUUGUGUCUGCCACCGGACAGCCCAGCCCUGUUUGACAGCAGCGGUCAGCAAACAAUCACUCAGCAGGAGCAGAGUGAUUCCAACACGUGCCCUUGGACAGGUUAUUUGUCCCCACUGCACUCCAGCCUUGCAGCUUUGUAAGCUGACUCUUGGAGCUAAUUAUUUGACUUGUUUGGCUUUUGGGCAGCUAUGUCCAAUAUGCUGUGCCAUAACCACAGCCAUUACUGGUGAGCUAAUGGUCAAUAUGAGAAGACUUGAAGAAAAAAAUAAAAUAUUACUUCUGUCUUGUGCAUAAGUACAGAGGAAUGAUGUCUCUGCCUUUCUAAUGUUGAAUCUUAUGUUUUCAUUCAGGCUCAGAGAGAAUUUUGGGUUUGCAAAAGGCAAAGAAAUGAUGUGAUCUCAGUUUCAUUACUUCUGUUUCUGACACAGUCAGAGGAGUUGGGCAACUUACCAAAUAAAAGUUGAUACAGAUGUAUUUUUCUUUUUGCAGGAAGUGGCAGUUUGUCAAAAACUGAAGCUGUACACAAGAACGUUCCUAGAGACUUUCUACAUUAUAUAUACACACAGUCAGCAGACAGAAAAGAAGUGGCUCUAAGGGCCAUUUGUGAAUGGUGUGAAAGGAAACAGAUGAGGGAAUCAAACACUAGCUCCUGUUUGCUCUUUUCUUUUUCUUUUCUUGAUCCUACUGUUAAACACACAUAGAAAAGUUUUAACUGGAUCACGGCACAAAAGAUCUUUGCCUUCUCUUCCAUUUAAGAAGACUGACUGAACUCCAAAAAAGUCUUCUCCUUUCACACGCAGCAUGAAACCUUUCAAAUAUCCCCCCAUUCUCCCAAAUUCCAGACCAAAUGGCAGCCAGAUGAUCAAAGUGAAAUUACAUAGGAUGAUCAAGCUUUUAUAUUAAUACUUGGAGAAGAUCUUAACAACUUUCCAACUCAUCUGUUCCCUUUUGUAUACGCCUGCCUCUUGUUUAGCACCUGCUGCAAGAACCUUCACUGAGCUGAUUCAGCUCUGGCUCCCUGGAAACUGUCUCGAUAUAUUCAACAGCAGCUUUUUUUUCUAAGGGUACAAACCUCUGUCCUUUCUCCCUCCAAAUUCAAUAUUGUCAUGGUAUCUUCCUUUGGAGCAAAGGCACUUUGGACAUUUGCCUCUCUCAGCCAGCAGUCCAGGCAUGUGGAAACAGGCCCUGCAGCCCAUCAGGUGACCUCAUUUGUUCAUGUGAGUGCAGCCCAAACUGACCUACAUUCUUCACUUCUAAAUGAUUUCCAAAAUGGCUUGAAGUUGUGUUGUGGAUUGCCCAUGACUGGUGUUGUCCCUUCGGUACUACUGUGAAAUAAAGAAAGGAAGCUGGGCAGGAGCGGGAGUUUCUCUUUCACAACAAAUGUAUUACUCUUCUAAAUCUGAGUGAAACAUCAGCUUUCUAGCUGGGUGAUAGAACUUCAAAGUGUAAAAAAACUCUGUUCUAACUAAAAUGUGUGGUUGCAUUUAUGUUUGUAUAGUAUGCUUUCAUUUUAUUUUUUCCUUUGCUCAACUUUUAAACUGUUUUUUUCUUUUUUAAUUAAAUACAUGUGUGAAUAUUAAAAAAUGUUAGAUGAAGAGGCCAUUUCUGGUUAGCAGUGAGAGAGGCCUACCUCCUAAUGGAUUGCAUUUACACUACAUAACUAUGACUGCCCACCACAACUGCAGUCAUUCCAGUAUGUCAUCCACAUACCACACAUUGCCAUUUAGAACAAUACAUAGUAAAAGAUGCCUGGAACAUGGUUUCAAACAUCUUGGUGAAGAUCAGUGUUACAACCGUAGUGGCAGCAGCUGUUUCUCCUAUAAAUCAAUUGUAUGAAAUAACAUAUGUUGGCAGAUCCUCCCGGUAUCUUUACAGUAGUGCUAAUUCCAGGCUUCUCUCCCUGCUGAUAUUCACUGCAUGGACAUUACUCUGAAGAUUGUGUUUCUGAUUCUGAAACCCUCAUGGCAAAACAUUACUCCUGUGUAUCUCAUGGACCAGGACAGGUAAGCUGCAUCAAACACUACUUGACACCCAUUCAUUCCUACAUGUUUCUCUUUCAGGACUUCACGAUCUACUUUAUCUCAUGGUUCUUUAACUGCUGUAGUUUUGAUGAGGUCUUUUUUUCUGAUUCAGCUGUAGGAGCAGGGAAGAGAGAAUGGUAUGUUUUUGGAUUUCCUGAUCAGACUCCAGGCUGGGAUGUCUUUUGCCAUCAAAACACUCGGAUGCCCCAUCUCAGGUUCCAGAAGGAAGGAUGCAUCUGCAUUCAUAGGCAACCUGGUAAGAUAGGAAAAGUAGUAUUACAAAAAGGCAAUAAAUGUGUUAUGUAUGAAAAUGCCCGAAGAAAAAUAAACCAGCAAAAAAGACUCUCCCAUUCAGACUGAUCCUGUGAGGCAGCAAGACAAGUUACUGUUUAUUGUGAAAAAGUAACAAACUUCUGUCAUGAAGGAAAACCACUGUAAUCACCAUGAGAACACAGACUUUAAGGCUGCUGUAUGUAUCAGUACAUUUGGAACAUCGCAAAAUACAAACCAAAAUGAUACGAGGCUGUAUCUUGGGUACAGUAGCUCUUGAAUAAGGUGAGGGGUCAGCCAAUCCAUUAGACCAGAAACGCUGACUACGAAAAUAACAGGAGAAAACUGUCUGUCCCCAGUUUGUGUGGUGUGGAAAAUGUGUGACUAUGGACAUUUUGGAAAAUGUGAGAAAAUGGAAGACCAUAUUUAUUUUACCAUGAUGUAUGUUUGCAAUUCUACCGCUUUUUAAAUAUGUCAUAUACUGACCUGAAACAUCUUAGAUUUUGGGAUGACGACCUGACAAGAGACAUCCUGUUAGCAUUUGCCCAUUUUUUUUUAGCACACGCUGAAUGUUUUGGAAAAAGAAAUCCACAAUAAAGUGCAGUCUGUGAAAAA
Numida meleagris (helmeted guineafowl) is the source of this 12222-nucleotide messenger RNA. Its product is annotated as E3 ubiquitin-protein ligase Topors-like. NCBI's taxonomy places the organism in Eukaryota, Metazoa, Chordata, Aves, Galliformes, Numididae. Gene Ontology annotation, biological process: protein polyubiquitination; protein monoubiquitination. The record is from RefSeq and is a predicted model, not a curated record. The transcript is spliced from 2 exons. The coding region runs from base 90 to 3446 and encodes 1118 amino acids. Gene Ontology annotation, molecular function: ubiquitin protein ligase activity; metal ion binding.